Molecule: messenger RNA, 1966 nt
Organism: Trichechus manatus latirostris (Florida manatee)
Lineage: Eukaryota; Metazoa; Chordata; Mammalia; Sirenia; Trichechidae
Product: adenylate cyclase type 10-like
Exons: 9
Coding region: 19-1170 (383 amino acids)
Biological process (GO): cyclic nucleotide biosynthetic process; intracellular signal transduction
Cellular component (GO): cytoplasm
Molecular function (GO): adenylate cyclase activity
Source: RefSeq, a predicted model, not a curated record
AUUGAUGAAGGCCAACCUAUGGAGUAUGUAUCCGAAUUUCGUACUGUGACUAUUGUUUUGGUCAGCUUAGAGUUCCACAAGACAGCGUGGAUGUUGCAUUUGUGUCAUCUUAUCCAGGAGGCUGCUUUAUACAUCUCCACAGCCAUUGAGAAAGGGGGUGGCCAGCUGAGCCGGAUCUUUAUGUUUGAGAAAGGCUGCAUGUUCCUCUGUAUUUUUGGCCUUCCUGGAGAUAAGAAGCCAGAUGAGUGUGCCCAUGCCCUGGAGAGCUCCUUCAGCAUCUUCAGCUUCUGCUGGGAGAAUCUUGCUGAGACCAAGCUUGUUUCCAUCAGUAUCACCAAUGGACCAGUAUUCUGUGGCGUGGUUGGGGCAGUAGCAAGACAUGAAUAUACAGUUAUUGGCCCAAAAGUGAGCCUAGUGGCCAGAAUGAUAACUGCUUACCCAGGAUUGGUAUCCUGUGAUGAGGUCACAUAUCUAAGAUCCAUGUUACCUGCUUAUAACUUCAAGAAACUCCCAGAGAAGAUGAUGAAAAACAUCUCCAACCCAGGGAAGAUGUAUGAAUACCUUGGCCAUAGAAGAUGUGUAAUGUUUGGGAAGAGACAUUUGUUCAGAAAGAGAGAUAAAAAUCAGCCUUUAUUAGACCGGGAGAAAGAACUAGAAGCCUUCCGAGUGGCACAGCAAGGGUGUUUGUACCAGAAGAAGGGGCAAGCGAUUCUCUAUGAAGGCGGAAAAGGCUAUGGAAAAAGCCAGCUGUUGGCUGAAAUAAACUUCCUGGCCCAGAAGGAAGGCCACAGUUCCCCUUAUCCUUCAAAGUUUCACGCAUGGAUGACCUGGCCAGACAAAAGAAGGUUAAAGCGUGUUUUAUUCAAGUGCUUCAGGAGCUACCUUCUCCGCAGGUGCUUUGGAAACCCCCUCUACUGUGAGGUCCUAUGCCAGGACCUUCUCUCUAAGGACAUCUUGCUCUUUCAUGACCUAAAAAAGGAGGAGGAGGAGAACAGCAAAUGGGAGACCCUCUCAGCCAGUGCCAUGAAAUCCACACUGUAUAGUAUUUCUCCUGCCAGUUCUGAAGAAGACCAGGAACUUUAUGUCUGCACAGUCAAGGAUGAUGUGAACUUGGAUACAGUGCUUCUCCCACCAUUGUUAAAAGGCAAGUCUCUUGAGGACUUCAAGUGAACCAACUACAGAUGUCAUUGCCAUUAGUAAUUUGAUGGGUAGUUGAGUAUAGGUGUCUCAUUAUUGUUCUGGCUUCGUUUUCUUCUUAGGAAAAAAAAACAAAAGAACGCUGCCUUCCAGAAGUAAGUUCUGGCAUUGCCUGAAGAGCCCUUUAAAGACUCGUAAUUCUAUUUGAGUAAUGUUUUAAUUAAAUGAGCCAGUUGUUCUCUUUGGGGCUGACUGAUGACCUGGAAAAUUUUCCAGUUUUUUAAUAAACAACUAGGUCCUCAGUUUCCAUUUGUGCUUAUUCCUGUGCUGAAGGUAACAGUAAGCAAGGAUAAUGUUGCAGCAAUUUAGGGAAAUCCACGGUGCUGGUGAAGAGACAGUGUUAUGCAUGUAGUAGGAGUUCAGUAUAAAGCAUGUACCAAAAAACAAAAAAACCCAUUGCCAUCGAGUUGAUCCCAACUCCUAGUGACCCUAUAGGACAGAGUAGAACUGCCCCACAGGGUUUCCAAGGAGCAGCUGGUGAAUUUGAACUGCCAACUUUUUGGUUAGCAGCCGUAUCUCUUAACCACUGCAUAAGAUGUGUUUGUAAUGAGUGACUGAUGGGAUAAAGAAUAAAGAAGCCUUUAAAAUUGAGUAGACAUAAUUAGAGGGGAGUGUUCUUAGAAGAGAUGAGUUUUUUGUUUUAUUUAAUGUUCUAUUCAGGUGUUUGGUGGGCGAGAUACUGUUUUAAGCCUGCUGAAGGAUAUAAUGAUGAACAAGCAUAACUUCAAGUAAAGUAUGGUCUUGUUGAGAAUAUAUGACAUGCACAUGA